AUGCCCCUUGAAAACGUCAAGAAGAUUGUCCUUGUGCUUUCGGGCAAGGGCGGCGUUGGCAAAUCGAGCAUCACCACACAACUCGCCCUAACGCUAUCAUCGCAAGGCCAUUCAGUUGGUGUUCUUGACAUUGAUCUCACAGGCCCUUCUAUCCCACGCUUCUUUGGUGUCGAGACUCUGAAAGUUAAGCAGGCGCCAGGCGGGUGGAUACCCGUACCUAUUCAUGAAGCUUCGGAUUCAGAUGCGGACCCAAAGCGCGGUGCUUUAUCAUGCAUGUCCUUGGGAUUCAUUCUUUCCAAUCGCAAUGACGCCGUAAUCUGGCGUGGACCAAAGAAGACUGCUAUGAUACGUCAGUUCCUGGAGUCAGUUCUGUGGCCUCCAGGUCUCGAAUAUCUUCUCAUAGAUACACCACCAGGAACCUCUGACGAGCAUAUUUCGCUGCUUGAAACGCUACUCAAAUCCGCUACACCUAGUCAACUUCCAGGCGCUGUUGUUGUCACUACACCACAGGCAGUUAGCAUAUCUGAUGUCAAGAAAGAGCUUAAUUUCUGCCGCAAACUCAAUAUCAACGUUCUUGGUGUUGUAGAGAACAUGGCCGGUUUUGUGUGCCCCAAUUGCAUGGAGUGCACACAUGUCUUCAGCAAAGGAGGAGGUGAAGUCAUGGCCCAUGAGUUUGAAGUUCCCUUCCUGGCAAGCGUACCUAUAGACCCUGCUUUUGUCAUGCUCAUCGAAGAGGGUAUUGUGCCAGUCUAUCCAGAAGGGACGACAGUCGAAGGACAAGAUGUCGGCACCGCACACGACAACGAGGUACAGUAUCAUCUCCUCGUUGAAAAGUAUCAACGAUGCUCGCUGUUCCCAAUCUUCGAUCGAAUUGUCAAACAACUGGUUACCGUCAUCCAAAGCGGGACCACUUGA
Molecule: messenger RNA, 915 nt
Organism: Pseudovirgaria hyperparasitica
Lineage: Eukaryota; Fungi; Ascomycota; Dothideomycetes; Acrospermales; Acrospermaceae
Product: cytosolic Fe-S cluster assembling factor cfd1
Exons: 1
Coding region: 1-915 (304 amino acids)
Biological process (GO): iron-sulfur cluster assembly
Cellular component (GO): cytosol
Molecular function (GO): ATP binding; 4 iron, 4 sulfur cluster binding; ATP-dependent FeS chaperone activity
Source: RefSeq, a predicted model, not a curated record